AUGUCAAAUCAUAAAGAUACUGUAGAUGCAAACUUGAAACUAUUCAAUGAAGAAUUAAGUGCAAAGUAUCAACAAAGAGAAGCUCAUAAUAUAUUACCAAUCUAUUUUAUUCAACAUUUACUAAACUUUGAUUUGAAAGCCCCAAGGAGAACUUUAGAUGAAAGUAGUAUAAUUUUAGGUGAUCCAGAUUUACCAUGUAAUGGUUUAACAAUUGAAAAAGAUUUACCAGAUCCAAAAACAUUUAUAAGUGAACAUCCAGAUACUCCAUUUAAACCAGGUGCUAAAAUUUUAGAUUUUGCUUGUGGACCAGGUAUGGUCACAGAAUUAUUAGCACCAUAUUUGAAAAGUUCAACCAAAAAAUCAGAAUUGAUAGGUAUGGAUAUUAAUCCAAUUUUUUUAAAAUCAUUUGAAGAACGUGCUGAAAAGGUUAACGAUGAAAAUUUAACAAUGAAAAGUUAUGAAUAUGAUAUUUUAGAUGAUUCAAUACAAGAUGAUCUUAAAAAAUUUGAAAAUUAUUUUGAUGUAAUUGUUUGUACUAUAUCGUAUCAUCAUAUAUAUAAUUAUGAAGAGGUUACGAAAAAAUUAGUUACAUUUUUAAAGAAAAGUGGUUGGUUAUUCAUAGUUGAUUUUUAUAAUGAAGAUGUUGAGUUGAAAAAUGCUCCAGCUAAUGCUGCUGUACAGCAUAUGGGUGGUUUAAAGACUGAUAAAUUGAAUUAUGUUUUAGGUGAUUAUUCAGGUUUGAAAAAUGUAUCAAGUGCAAGAGAGUUUAGAACUUGGGUAUGGAAUGAUGAAAGCUUUAUAUGUAGUCAUAUGAAUGAAUCUGUACUACAAGAUUUUAAAGCAGGUAAAUUAAGAUCAAGAGAAGAUAAAGACAUGGUAGAGUAUUUGGUUCCUGUUAGUUUGAUUUAUGCUGUUGGUCAAAAAGAAUAA
Messenger RNA from Insectozyma verbasci, 930 nucleotides. The record is from the annotation of a GenBank genome assembly. Lineage: Eukaryota; Fungi; Ascomycota; Pichiomycetes; Serinales; Debaryomycetaceae.